AUGCUACAGAACUACAACAUCCACCUAUCAAAGGACAUGGCCAUGCUCUCCCUUCUUUGGCUACUCCCGUCGGCGCUCGCCGCUCAACCCUCCGCGCCCGACCCCAUCUCCGCUCCGCUGCGCGCCCUUGAUUUCGGGCAACUGAAUUUCCUCCAUACUACCGAUACACAUGGCUGGCUGGCGGGUCAUUUGCAGGAACCAUCUUACUCCGCAGACUGGGGAGACUAUGUAUCAUUUGCAGCCCGUAUGCGGGAAAAGGUCGAAGCCCAAGGGCAAGAUCUGCUAGUCAUAGACACCGGAGACCGAGUCGAAGGCAACGGCCUAUACGACUCGUCCGAGCCGAAGGGUAUCUACCUUUCGGAUAUCCUACGGCACCAACAUAUCGACUUGUUGACGUCGGGAAACCAUGAACUAUAUAAGCAGAACACCUCGGAGGCCGAGCUCCUCACUACCGUUCCUAACUUCCGGGGCAACUACCUCGCAUCUAAUAUUGAUAUUAUUCACCCAACCACGAAAGAGCUGGUGCCGCUUGCUCCGCGGUACAAGAAAUUCACUACCAAGAAACAGGGCAUCCGUAUAGUCGCCUUUGGCUUCCUGUUUGACUUCACCGGAAACUAUAAGAACACAGUCGUCCAGAAAGUAUCUUCCACAAUAAAAGAGGACUGGUUCCAGGAAGCUAUCCGGGACAAAGAGGUCGACUUAUUCUUGGUGAUCGGCCAUGUACCAGUGCAUUCGCCGGAAUACCAGGCCAUCUUCAAGGAGAUUCGAGGAAUCCGUUGGGACACCCCCAUUCAGUUCUUCGGCGGACAUCAGCACAUCCGCGAUUACGCGCGGUAUGAUUCCAAGGCCUACGGAUUGGCGAGCGGUCGGUUCAUGGAGACCAUUGGGUUUGCGUCGAUCGACGGUCUGAACACCCCCAAGAGCAACCAUUUGUCCAGCGCAGUUGCCAGUCCCAUUUUCAAGCGGAGGUACAUUGAUCAGAACUUGUUCUCUUAUUACCACCACACGGGUCUUGAUGAAAGUUCAUUCCCUACCGAAAAGGGUCAGAACGUUUCCCGGCUGAUCGCCAAAGCACGGACCGAGCUUAAGCUAGAUCAAGUCCAUGGCUGUGCUCCACAAGAAUUCUGGAUGUCUAGAGUCAAGUAUCCAAGCCCUAACAGCUUAUACUCAUGGCUAGAGAAUGUCUUGGUUGAUUCGCUGAAAGACGAGAAACGUGCCGGUGUGCCGGCGCUCGCCGUGGUGAACACAGGUGCCAUGAGGUUUGAUAUCUUCCAAGGGCCCUUCACUCAGGACUCGACUUUUAUUGUGUCGCCAUUUACCAGCGGUUUCCGAUAUGUGAAGGACGUGCCCCUUGCCAAAGCCCGGCUUAUCGUCGAGGUCUUGAACAAGCAGCCUCAGGUUCUGCAGGCAUUGCAAGAAGGAGACUCCCCCACCACACUGGCUCCUCCCGAGCAGCUUGCGUAUAAAGAAGACGUGGUGGCUCACACAUGGGCAGGUCCCUCUGACCAAACCACUUUGUCGGGCAAGGGCAAGCUUGUGCCCGGGUACACCACCGAAGAUGAUGCGGGCAAAGACGGCGAUGAUACCGUGCAUGAACCCAUCUCCUUUUACCGUGUACCCAACUGCCUCCAGGUGCUUUUGAACAAUGCCACCGAGACAUCGGAAACUGUGGAUCUGGUCUACGUCGACUUUAUCGAGAAAUACAUCAUCCAGGCCGCUCAAUUCGCUGGCCUUGGUGUGGAUGUUGCCAAGGAAAGCGACAUGUAUAUGCCCCAGAAGUCGCUGACGAACCUGAUUCUGGACUGGGUCAAAGUGAACUGGAAGUGUUGA
Molecule: messenger RNA, 1830 nt
Organism: Penicillium brevicompactum
Lineage: Eukaryota; Fungi; Ascomycota; Eurotiomycetes; Eurotiales; Aspergillaceae
Product: metallophosphoesterase family protein
Exons: 2
Coding region: 1-1830 (609 amino acids)
Biological process (GO): nucleotide catabolic process
Cellular component (GO): cytosol
Molecular function (GO): hydrolase activity
Source: RefSeq, a predicted model, not a curated record